Messenger RNA from Episyrphus balteatus (marmalade hoverfly), 3116 nucleotides. RefSeq lists its product as uncharacterized. Gene Ontology annotation, cellular component: membrane. Lineage: Eukaryota; Metazoa; Arthropoda; Insecta; Diptera; Syrphidae. The record is from RefSeq and is a predicted model, not a curated record. The transcript has 6 exons. Bases 1024 to 2742 code for a protein of 572 amino acids.
UUUUUGGUUUUGCGAAAUCGUCGUUUGGAUUAUAAUUUUUUUUUUUUUUCUAAUUUUGGAUUUCUAUUAUGAAAACCGAUAUGUCUCCAAGAAAAAUCCGUUAAAGUUCUAUUCAAUCUUUUUCAGUCAGUGUGCUCAUUUGUCGUCAUUGUUGUCGUUUUGUCAUCUCUUGUCGUUGUUGUCGUUAACUUGUCGGCUUUUACUGAAAUUUUUAUUGUUUGGCAUAUCAAAAGCUUUGUGAAGAUCGUCAAAAUAUCACAGCACGGUGCCUAUAUCUGCUACUUAAUUUAAAGCAUUUUUCAACAUUCAAAAGGUGCUCACAGUUCAUUCUUCUCUUUAAAGUGUGUCAUUCCUCUAACGAUACAAAAGUUCGAUAAGUAUCUUUGUAUCUUUUGCAAAAAAAUUAGAAAAAAAAACGGUGAAAAGAGGUGCGCGAUUGUUGCAAAUUCAGUACUUGAUCUUCGGCCAAGUAGUGUGUGAUCUUUCUUGCAACUCGCUAGCUAUAGUGUAUCUACAUCUUUGUACCGCCAACAACGUCUCAGUUUCCGUGCUAAUUGCAUAUACCGCGGCUACGAACGCCCGCUCCAUCCCGCCAUCAACAUCGUUGCAUGAAAAUGGAAAGUGAUUGCUAAAUUGUGGUGCAGUGCACUUAUUUAAAGUUGUAUUUGUAGAGUUAUUAGUUCAUUUAACCGCAAAGUGUAAAUAUAAGGUGCAGAAAAAAAAAAUUGUAACAUUCAUUCCUGAUCGUGACUGUUGGAUGCUGUUGGAGAGUAAUAAUUUUUUUUUCUCUCGAAAUUAUGAUGCUGUGUGGUUUAGAUUCGCAACCAAUAAAUGUGUUUAGGUUAUUGGAGUGAUAUUUUCUAACUGUCAAGUUUGGAUAUUAUUUGUUUUUGCAAAUUGGAAGUUAUUUCUUUUUUUCAACUUUUCCGUGUGCUAUAUCAACAACGACGCUAUAUUUGUUGAUUGCAUCUGGUUUUAGUGAACAUUCCGCAAAUCUUAAGUCACCUUCAAUUUAUAUGUACGAUGGAGGCCAACGAGCAUGUUAAUGCUGCUGAUAUUCACCGUCAAUCAGAAUCACCGGCACGUACCAUAGAUUCACAUGGCUCAACUGUGGGCAGUAUGGAGACAAUUGUCGAUCGCAAUGAGGAAUUAAUGCAAAUAACAAUGGACACAAGUACGAAUACGACAAAUCUAGACAGGCAUAGUUUGACAAAUUCUCAAAUAUCAAUUAUUACCAAGGAUGAAAAGAUUGCACAAGAUGCCCAAAGUCAUAUAUACUCGAGCCCAGUUUAUAUGACAACAACAGAGAAACCAUCACCUGUGAUUAAUGAAGGACGACAACUUCCUCAACAAAUUGAGUUGCCAAAAUUAAUAAGCCAUGCUGAAUUUGAAAAACAACAAUUAGGUCGACCAAAAUCAUCAACUGAUCUGAUGACAAAAAGUCCAACAGCAACAAUAGAUUCAAAAAUUAGCAAAAAACAAAGAUUCCCGCCAGAAUUGAUAAAGAUCAAAGGGGAUUCGGCUAAAGAGUUUGGUAGUAGUAAGGUGGGCCGCAAUCAUAACCGCAGGAAUUCGUUUCCCAAUCAAGUGAGUCUGGGAGUGGUACAAUUGUUGUUGAGUAUUGCACUUGUUGCCUUGGGUGCUUUGUUGGUUGUGCGUGGGGCGUCACUGGCAACGGUUGGCGGUGGUGUAUGGACUGGUGGGAUAGCUGCCAUUACAGGUGCUUUAGGUGUGAUAAAUAUGCGAAAGGUGCAGACUGGAUUUUUGGCGUUGAGUUUGGUGUGUAUAGCGACAAGUACAUUGGCGUUGGCUAUAACAGGAGUUGGGUUGACAAGGGAUAUUAGCAAAAUGGAAGAAAAGAUCAAUCAAACGAAAUUAAAUAACGAGAAGAUUGCUGCUGCAUAUUGGUUGGUACUAACAUUGGGCCUGCAUUUUAUUGUGAGCGUGAUUUCAGUAUAUAAAUCGGCCUCAAGACUUUGCUCAAGAACUCAACAUGAUGAUUCUAUGUAUGACACCAUUAACAACUCAGGCCUACCCCUGGACCAUGAAACAAUCGAAGAGUACAUCAAAGCAAUGUCCUUGUCGUCUGGAACGAAUAAUCUAAUAAAAAAGGAACAACUCCACACUCCACAGCUCAUGUAUCCAACAAUGAAGGCUCCGAGUUCAGCUAAGGCCAACACCCUGUCAUCGCGGUCCGUUAUCUUAAUUCCCGCAUCCCUGGGAAGUGCACUUCUACCACCCACACAACAGCCGUUGACACAGAUGAUGCGACCACCACUCGGUCUGCCACCCCCUUACCCCAUGAUGUUGCCUCCAGGUGCGACACUACCCCCACCACCACCAAUGGCCUACCGUGGUGGCAUGACUCUACCGCACAACAAACGUCCAGGACGCUUCUAUGCAUCGCAUCGUUCACAAAUGGCGUCUGCUCGCCAACAACGUCAUCCCCAUCAUCAUCCCCAUCCACAUCCUCAAUCCGAGAUAAAUGGUCGUCAUACCAAGUCACAUCGCAGGACGUGCAACAGCGACGGCAACGGCAAUGGCAACAGAGGCCGACAUCAACGUCGUAAAUCAGACACCGAUGCGGACAAUCGAAAAGCAUUCACCUACACUGGCCUCGAUAGGAAAAUAGCUGAUAGUUUCCUCGCUCGGCAGGAGCAAACUAACAGGAGUCAUAUUGAUUAUUCAUCAUCUGGCGAUGGCGAGUCCACCCGGAAUGAAUGUCAUGAUGUAGCUAUGUAGAGCAAUCCAAGCAAGCACGUUUACAUCCCUUUUUGCUUCUGCUCCGUUGUGCUAUAAAAGGUGCUGCGAGAAUGUCCAAUCAAUGCGGUUUCAUAUUCAACAACGACACGACCAAAACGCUCUAGGAUCCGUUUUUGCCCAGGUGCUAUAUUAAAUUAUCUCUCUUCCGGCUAACAAGGACGGCUCGGUAUAUAUAUGUAAAUAUCCAUUAUAUCUCCACAUGUGUAUUAUUAUUCUUAUCUAAGCUUACGAAUAUUAAAAAAAAAAAGAUACAACAAAAAAAAAGUAUCUAGAUACAAUUUAUAGAUCUGUUCAUUUGUGUAAUAUAUUGAACAAUAUUUCAAAAUUAAUAUAUAAAUUGUGCAAUGUGCAUA